Molecule: messenger RNA, 393 nt
Organism: Heterostelium album PN500
Lineage: Eukaryota; Evosea; Eumycetozoa; Acytosteliales; Acytosteliaceae
Exons: 3
Coding region: 1-393 (130 amino acids)
Source: RefSeq, a predicted model, not a curated record
AUGAUUCAUCUCAACGAUCAAGAUGAAAGUAACAAUAUUCAUCUUUCUGAUGAGAAUUUAGUUUUCAUUACAAAUGCAUUAUUUUCCAACUCUGAUGAUCCAGCAGUUAUUAGACCAAACGAUCCUCAGAGAUGUGAUCAAAUCACAUUAAUAAAUACAAUUUGUAGUACAUUUGCAUUCUCACCAGAGCAUUUAACAGGCAGAUCGAUUUUCCUCUUUCUAACACAAGCUGAUUUAGAGGAGAAAUGUAAGCACUUGACAAAUUGCUGCGGUGUCGUUAAUACGAAAAAGUUCCCAAUCUGGCUCGUCAACCAUUCAGAUACUUUGGAACCAAACGCAUAUGGGUAUCUUUGCGAUUCAUUUUAUAAGCCAACACAUUCAUUGAACUUUUGA